Bombus terrestris (buff-tailed bumblebee) is the source of this 1956-nucleotide messenger RNA. It is a transcript of the gene Cog7, whose product is annotated as conserved oligomeric Golgi complex subunit 7. Lineage: Eukaryota; Metazoa; Arthropoda; Insecta; Hymenoptera; Apidae. Gene Ontology annotation, cellular component: COG complex. Gene Ontology annotation, biological process: Golgi organization; intracellular protein transport; retrograde vesicle-mediated transport, Golgi to endoplasmic reticulum. The transcript has 9 exons. Bases 1 to 1956 code for a protein of 651 amino acids. The record is from RefSeq and is a predicted model, not a curated record.
AUGAAAUUACAAUUGUAUGUGCAACAAGUCAAUGGGGCUUUAGAAGAAACCAGUCAGUCUGUUCUUUCAAGUUUGCCAAGAGUUCUAAGAGAUACUCAACUUUUGCAACAAGAAGCUUUAGCUCUGAGAGAAAAAAUGGUUGCAGUUAAACAAGAAAUAGAAAAGGUUGAAAAAGACACUGCUUCAUCAAUGGCAACAUUAGAGAGAAUAGAUAAAAUAAAAACAGACUUACAGAUUGCUAAACAAGGAUUACACGAAGCUGAUAAUUGGAGUAUACUUGCCAAUGAUGUUGAAGAGGUAUUUGAGUCGGGAGAUAUAGAAGCUAUAGCAAAUAAACUGUUCAGUAUGCAAAAAUCACUGGCUAUGCUCGUAAAUGUUAUUGACUAUGAAGAUAAAAAAUUACAAUUAGAAGGUUUAAAAAAUCGGUUAGAAGCCAUAGCUAGUCCAAAGUUAGUUCAGGCAUUUACUGCUGCAAAUUUGGAACAAUCUAAAAUUUAUGUGGAUAUUUUUAGUAAAAUGGAACGCUUGCCUCAACUUCUCAAGUAUUAUCACAAUUGUCUGAAAGUAUCAUUAGGACAAGAAUGGCGCAGAACUAUUGAAUUAGCACAAGAUGAAAAUGUUUCUUAUUGGUUACAUACUUAUUACGAUAAAUUAUUAUCUAAUUGGAAUGAUCAGGUGAAAUGGUGUUAUCAAGUAUUCCCAAGUACCUCAGUUGAUGUAAUUAUUGAGAUAUAUGCUGAUCUUUUGAGAAGUUUGGACCCAGGCAUUCCAGAAUGUAUAGAAGCUCUUUUAAAACAACAUACAAAUGCUAUGCAAUUGUCACUUUUACUUGAGCUUAAACAAAUUACAAGGCACUUUGCUGUGAACUUGCAAGGUGCUAUUGAAACAUCAUCACAUGGAAAAUCACAGACUCCAAAAUUGUUAGCAUUGGCACAAGCAAUAUAUGCACCUUAUGUUCCAUAUGUUACAAAAUACAAUAUUUAUGAAACAGCUCAACUUGAAUAUCAGUUACAAUCUAUAGACUCUGUUCAAGAUGAUUUAAGUGAUACGAUCAAUAACCUUUCCCUUAGCCUUUCGAGAGUAAUGGAAUAUGCAAAUGAGGCCAAUAAAAGAUGUAAACUCUUUACAGAUGGUUGUGGUUAUCCCAGCGUAUUAAAAUCCCUAACUCGUUACUUCAAUAAAUAUCUUGACAAAUAUCAAGUGGCUAUACGGCAAUUAGAACACAAAAAAGUAAAACAUGAGGAUUGGAAUUUGUUCCAAAUGUGCCUUACUUUGAUGCAAACUAUAGGUGAUCUUUUGGGACAGAUUCAACAAUUUGAGAAAUCUUUGAUAAUUGACAUUACAGAAGCUAAUAAUAAGCUGCAAAGUACAAGUGGUAGCGUUUUUAAUCAGUAUAAAAAAUUACUUUUACAUACAUCAAGUCAAAAUGAAUUGGAAAAUUUAAUUGCAUCUUUUCAAAAAGAAGAAGAAACAAUUCUUGAUCCAAUAAUAAAGUCUAUUCACAAACUAUGUUCUGAUUUACAUCGUGCAACAUAUGAAGUAAUCUUUGCUCCUAUCUUUACGCAAUUAUUAUCAGUACAAAAAGCACCAGCAUGGUCAACAGAAAUCAACAAAAUGACGCAUUUGAGUGCAGAUUUACCCGAUUAUAGCUUUGCUCCUCAGGAAUAUAUAACACAAGUUGGGCAAUAUUUGAUGACAUUACCACAGCAUUUAGAGCCAUUUUUACUAAGGGAAAAUCCGAGCCUUACGCAGGCAUUAAAAGCAGCAGAUCCACAAUAUGCUCAAAGUUCCACUGAAUCUGGAUUUACUGGUAUUUUAUUAGAAAUCAUUGCUAAAGAAACAUGUCAAAUGUUUCUAGAUCAAACAUUAGGAAUUUGUCAGCUAAGUUCUGCUGCAUGUAAACAACUUGCAACUGACAUAGAAUAUAUUUUGCAGAUUACCUUGGUAAUGUAUUAG